Rotaria sp. Silwood2 is the source of this 1002-nucleotide messenger RNA. The record is from the annotation of a GenBank genome assembly. NCBI's taxonomy places the organism in Eukaryota, Metazoa, Rotifera, Eurotatoria, Philodinida, Philodinidae.
AUGUUGCUGAAAUCUUUUCUAACGGUGCUUUUAUUUUUAUUUACUUCGGCUGUUGAUCCAUUUGAAAAAUUUGCUGAAUCAACAACACGUCAUACAAAUAAUUGGGCUAUUCUUGUUGAUACAUCUCGUUUUUGGUUCAAUUAUCGACAUCAAGUUGCAUCCUGUAUACCUGAUUCAAAUAUAAUUCUAAUGUUAGCUGAUGAUAUGGCAUGUAAUCCUCGUAAUCCUCGUCCAGCUGAAAUAUUUAAUAAUGUUGCUGAACAAAUUAAUGUUUAUGGUGAUGAUGUUGAAGUUGAUUAUCGUGGUUAUGAUGUUACAGUUGAAAAUUUUGUACGUAUAUUAACCAAUCGUUUACCUGAAGUAACACCUGUAUCAAAACGUUUAUUAUCCGAUGAAAGUUCAAAUAUAUUUAUUUAUAUGACAGGUCAUGGUGGUGAUGGUUUUCUUAAAUUUCAAGAUAAUGAAGAAAUAUCUGCUAUUGAAUUAGCUGAUGUUAUUGAACAAAUGUGGCGUAAAAAACGUUAUCAUGAAUUAUUUUUUGUUGUUGAUACAUGUCAAGCAGCAACAUUAUUUGAAAAAUUUUAUUCACCAAAUAUUUUAGCUGUUGGAUCAUCAAAACGUGGUGAAGAUUCUUUAUCACAUCAUGUUGAUCCUAAAAUAGGUGUUUAUGUUAUUGAUCGUUUUACAUAUUAUGCACUUGAAUUUCUUGAAAAAUUAAAACAAGAUUCACAAAAAACAAUCGAUGAUUUUUUUCAUUGUUGUCCAAAACAUUUAUGUAUAUCUGAAGUAGCAUGGAGAACAGAUUUAUUUACUAAACGUGAUUAUCGUAAAACACUUUUAACAGAUUUUAUUGGUAAUGUUCGACGAACACAAGUUGUUACAUUAGAUAAUCAAUUAUUAGAUAAUAUAUUUAUAAAUAUAAUAAGAAAUCAAUCAUUUGACGAACAAUAUGAAUCAAAACAACAAUAUGCUUAUGUUUCACAAAUGCCAAUUUUAAACUAA